Messenger RNA from Acanthosepion pharaonis, 1014 nucleotides. NCBI's taxonomy places the organism in Eukaryota, Metazoa, Mollusca, Cephalopoda, Sepiida, Sepiidae. The record is from the annotation of a GenBank genome assembly.
AUGAUUUUAUUACCUCAAUUAAAUGGAGAGUUCUUCAAAGCAGCUUCGUGUCUUAAUCUGUUGAGAAAAAUAGUAAAAUUAAUUCAGUGUAGCUUCAUUUAUUUGUGCAUGAAAAUGAGCUCUGAAGAUAAGUCCUCUGCUGGGACAUCGCUGAAAAAUUUUGUGUCUGAAAAGGAAAUUGUAGAACGGCGUCAGAAACGGCAAGAAGAAUGGGAGAAAGUUCGAAGACCAGAUCAGCCCUUGGAAUGUCCUGAAGAAGAUUCCCGCAGUUUAUUCGAAAGACUUCAAGAACAAAAACAGAAAAAAGAUGAGGAAUAUGAAGAAGAACAAAGAAUCCGAAAUUCUGUAAAAGGAUUGGAAGAAGAUGAAGUCAGAAUUUUUAACCUUAACUUUCUUCACGAAGCAGCUGUCACUAAAAUUGGAGAAAGCAAAGAGGUGAAAACUGAAGAAAAGAAGGUUCCUCGGUUGCAAGUUGGAGCUUCCAAAUCCAAGUCCCAGGCUCAACUACUCAUGGGGGCAGUGAAAAGGAAAGCUCCAAGUCAGGAAAAAAAACCUGAAGGAGAUGAAAAGAAAAAAGCCAGUUCAUCUCCGCAAGAUGAAGGCUGUCCUCAAGUGAAGACGUCUCGAUCCGAUCAGCCAUAUGUCAAGUACAUUCUGCCAAGUAUUGGCCCCUAUUCUUAUCCCAGCUCUGAAUCGGAGACAUCGAGCAGUGAAGAUUCUGAGCUUGAUGCUCCCUUCACUCAGUCCUCUACUCUUCUCUUCCUCCUCACACCCCACUUAGUCUCAUGCCCAUAUCUUCCUCUUCAAUCCUCCCCCUUCAGUUCUGUACUCUUCUUCCUCCUGAAUCUCUCUGUAGUCCCGUAUUUUUCUCUUCUUCCUCUUCACCCCCCCCACUCAGUCCCUUUGCUGUUAUCUUCUUCAUCUUUAAUUCCCACUUCUGUACUCUUCUCUUCCUCUUCACCCCCCCCCACUAGUCCUGUACUCUAUUCCUCCUCAUCCCACAUUUCUCUUUAA